Messenger RNA from Vollenhovia emeryi, 2793 nucleotides. RefSeq names its product probable cytochrome P450 6a13. The transcript has 6 exons. The record is from RefSeq and is a predicted model, not a curated record. Gene Ontology annotation, molecular function: monooxygenase activity; heme binding; oxidoreductase activity, acting on paired donors, with incorporation or reduction of molecular oxygen. NCBI's taxonomy places the organism in Eukaryota, Metazoa, Arthropoda, Insecta, Hymenoptera, Formicidae. The coding region runs from base 218 to 1729 and encodes 503 amino acids.
GCUACUAAAACAUAAGCAAAAAUGCAACUCAAUAUAACAUCGUUGUACAUAUUCUUGGAAAUAAGUACGACAUAUAUCGAAGCGUGUGUGCAACCUACGUUGAUUUACAUCUUGCCGUAAGCUAUUACGUCGCUUUGUGCUCUGAUCCUACACCCUACACGGUAUUAGUGGCUUUAUCUCUGAAUAAAAACCGAUAAAGAUUGACAAUUUCUGGAAAAUGGGGCCUUAUGAAAUUCUGUGCGGCAUCGUCGCCGUAAUUCUCGCUGUUUAUUAUUACCUCACGAAAAAUUUCAACUUUUGGAAGUCACGUGGCAUUCGUGGUCCAAAACCGAUACCGGGAUUUGGUAAUUUCAAAGACGUUAUGCUUUGUAAUAUAUCUAUGGGCGAUUAUUUGACAGAACUAUACAACACCUACAAAGAUGAACGAAUGAUCGGAAUAUUCACUAGAACGACACCUGUCCUUAUUGUAAAGGAUCCGGAUUUAAUUAAGGAUAUCCUUAUCAAAGAUUUUUCCGUAUUCUCUCACAGAGGACUACCCGUUUCUACAAUAGCCGAGCCGCUCUCACAACAUCUACUCGGUUUAGAACCAAAAAGAUGGCGACCGUUGAGAAUAAAUCUGUCGCCUGCUUUUGCACCCGGCAAAAUAAAAGACAUGUUCUCCUUAAUAUUAGCAUGCGCUGACCACCUUGUCCAAUACAUGGAAAAUAUAGCGAGCAAGAAUGAACCUGUAGAAUGCCGCGAGCUGACGGCGAAAUAUAUGACCGACGUUAUCGGUAGCUGCGCCUUCGGCAUCGAGAUGAAAGCAUUGUCGAGCGAAGACAGUGAAUUUCGUAGGAUGGGUAGAAACGAAAUGACUCCGACUUGGACAAAUAUAUUACGAACAAGAGCCAGACAAAUAUUUCCCUGGCUUUACGAUAUGCUCGCGUACGCGCAUAUUAUUCCGCUAAAAGAAAGCACCAAAUUCUUGACACGCAUUGUCGUGGAGACCAUGGACUACAGAGAAAAGAAUAAUAUCACCAGAAACGACUUCAUUGACAUUUUACGUGAAAUGAAAAAACAUCCAGAAAAAUUGGGUGAUAUUGAAGUGACAGAUACUUUAUUAGCUUCUCAGGCUUUCCUAUUUUUCCUUGGUGGCUAUGAAACUUCGGCGCUUACUAUGAGCAACGCCAUGUACGAGUUAGCAUUAAAUCAGAAAAUUCAAGAUAAACUGCGCGAGGAAGUUGAUGAACUUUACGCAAAAUGUGGUCAAGGCUUAACAUAUAAUAAUGUAAACAAAAUGGAUUAUUUAGAUAAAAUUUUCAAAGAAAUAUUACGAAAGUAUCCGCCAGUAACAUUUCUUUUGAGACAAGCCAUGUCGAAUUAUACUUUCAAUGGUACUACAGUUAGUAUACCGAAAGGCCAAAGAAUAUGGAUUCCAAUUUACGGGAUGCAACGAGAUCCGGAUAUUUAUCCAAAGCCAGAUGUCUUCGAUCCAGAAAGAUUUAACGAGGAAGCUGUACAAAGCAGACACCCGAUGGUUUAUGAACCCUUCGGUGACGGGCCAAGGAAUUGCAUCGCUUCUCGUUUCGCUGCUUAUCAGAUUAAACUUGGACUUAUAAAGGUGUUACGUAACUACAGAAUUGAGACUUGCGAGAAAACUCCAAGAAUCUAUGUAAACGACCCUAAAGCAUUCCUAUUAGUUCCAAAAUAUGGAUUACACUUGAAUAUAGUUAAACUUAAUCGACCUUAAAUUUUUCCUAAUUCUUCACAGAAAAUAUAAUACGUAAUAAAAAGUUCAGAAAAUUGAUCAUUGAAAGCAAUAAUACGAGUCAUUGUAUCGACUGCUAUAAUCCUCGUUAGUUUUAUGUUGUAACAAGAAACCUUACAUGAAACAGUUAAUAAUUUGAUAAGUUUUAAUAGAUAAAUGUUAAGUCUAGGUUGUUAUUAUUAAGAUACGUUAUAGAAAUCUUCUAUAAGAAAAGGUAUGGAAAGUUUAUUGUUGUCGCUUUUCCGCGAUGCUGAGUGAUUCGCUCAUUUCGCUAACUUGGUGCUGCGAGACAGCUGUCAGCGGCGAGACGAUUAAAAUUUGACAGUUUGCGAACAAAUACACUUAAAGAAUUUUAGAGAAUUUGUACUGCAACAAGGACAUUAUUGACAAGUGCCGUUCCAUAAAAAAAAACAGUUUACGUUUAAUGUCCGUAAUUUGGAAAAAAAUUGUAUUCUUACCAAACAGAAUACAUCGACCUUGCUACUAGAAACAAAACGUUAGUAAAGUAAGAGAAGUUAAAGUUAAGUAUCUACUUGAGUGAAGGGGAAUGAUACGUAAAGAAAAUGAGAGAUAGAAAAAUUAAUCACAAUGCAUUGAAGUGAAAUAUACAUGGCAACAUUAUACAUGUAACUAUACUAAGUUGUAUUCAGAUCCGAUAUAAUUUAACACAUACGUUGUCAUUGGUAAUUAUUUAGUUUAACAGACCGUCCUCCAAUCUCGAUUUCCUUAACAUAUAUUAUCAAGACCAUGACCCUAAGUGAACUACAAGAAGUUUUAGCCGUCGGCCGGUAUUUGUUAAAAAGUUAUGAAGAAAAAAGUUUCACAAAUGCUAUGUAGUUUACGAUACCGUUUAUGUACGUUUAAGAAGGACAUACCCACACACCCACAUAUGCGCGCGCGCACGGAGGGUGGUCCGCUAAACUAAAUAAUUACAUUAUAAUUUCAUGUAUUGUUUUAUUAACAAAAAACACUUUAUGCAAAAUACUUGUAAUUUGUAAGAAAAUUGUAAAAAUUGUACUCUCAUCAAAUAUAUGUAUAAAUACUAU